This is a messenger RNA of Anarrhichthys ocellatus (wolf-eel), 2183 nucleotides long. Its product is annotated as SLC35A4 upstream open reading frame protein-like. NCBI's taxonomy places the organism in Eukaryota, Metazoa, Chordata, Actinopteri, Perciformes, Anarhichadidae. The record is from RefSeq and is a predicted model, not a curated record. The transcript is spliced from 3 exons. The coding region runs from base 68 to 379 and encodes 103 amino acids.
UCAACAAAGCCACAAGAAGAAAAAGAAGAAGAAGAAGAGCGACUUUAACUUACUGAACACUGAAGCUAUGGCAGGUGACAAGGGUCCUCUGGGCCAGCUCAAGGACCUGGUGGACCUCAAGGACCAGCUGGAAGACAUUCAGAGACGGAUGGAGGAUGAGAUACAGGCUGGAGUUCCUCCGGGAGGCAGUCUGCUGGGGUCUCCUUUCCUGAAGGGUUUUCUGGCCGGGUACGUUGUUGCAAGGCUUCGCUCUCCAGCUUUGGUGGGUGUUGUCGUAGGCACGUGUACAGGUAUCUAUGCAGCACAAAACUAUGCCGUCCCCAACAUUGAAAACACCGUCAAAGACUACAUACGCAACUUUAAAGGAGGUUCCAAAUAAGAAGACUGGAAGAGCAGGAGAGACAUCUACAAGCUUCGGGUGCCACUACAAACGGGAACAGAUACAUAUUUCAUUAAAACACUUUUCUGUAGUUUUCAUUUUCAGCUUCCACAUAAAUAGGGAAAUUCUUAAGUAGCCAAUUUAUGGAGUAAGGUGACUCUUGUUUCGAAUAUGGGGGACUGACAGAAUGUGGAAAGGAUUACAAUUCAGGUGAUCAGAACAAAGGAGACCCUGUAUUUCUUUCCAUUAUUGUCAAUGAUUACAUUUUAGACUGCCGCCUGUGGGAAUCAUUAAAACUGCCAUAAUUGAUUUCUGUCCUCAACCUUGUCCUCCCCACAAUAUGUGCUUUCUGAAGAUGUAUUGAUACAUAAUGAGACCGACCAUUAUCCACAUGUGCAGGCCAGCUGUGUUGGCUAUUUCAUCUCCUUUCUUAAGGCGGGUCACUAGAGAGAAACACACCAUAACCCUUUAUCUGUACAGAUAGAUAUUUAGUCUCUCCAAGAGGAAAUGUGUCAUUUAUUGCCCUCUAGUGGUCAGAAAUCAAUUAUAGCAGCCUUUACUAAUGUGAACUUUCUUUGCUCAUGGGGUGAUAACGCUUGUACAGAUGUUCUCACCUCACACUCAUGUUGCUCUUCAGGGUAAAACUGGCCAAAACCCUUCAUUUUUGGAGGUGUUAGAGCAGAAUAUGGUGUGAUGUCUUUGCAGCUCUCCAUGUGAUUAUAGGUCAAUUUUACACUUUGUAAAACAUUUCGAUUUUUAAAUUAUAGACGUUAUCUUUCAUGAAAAAAUAACCCAUGACUCUACAAAUUACACACAAUAAUAAAUACUUCUAUAUAUUCCUCCUCAAACUGCUUUAGAAAAUGAAAACGUCCGCCAAAGUCGGCAUUUUCUUGAAAGAUGUAGAUUUACUUGCACUUGUUUUAUCAAGACAUGAAAGUGUGUAUUUGGAGUAUUUUAUGAUAUAAAUAUAUAUAUAUUAUUAAGAGUGCCUACUCUGGUCUGAACAUGAUAUCAUCAUCUCAUGCCAUGUGUGCAAUAGCCUUUCCUGAUGGGGUUCGGCUUCCUAUUUCAUAUGCUGGAAACUAGUUGAUCUUUUGCACUUGUGCAAGUUUUAGGGAUUUAAAGUUGUUACUUUGUCUUUCAAUAAUCAAGGAUUUUGUUUUUUGUGUCCAAGAAAUAUCAAAACCUGUCAAAGAAAGUCUGUGAUACAGUGACAUGUUUACUAGAAUGUGGUGACGGCUUCAUGUGUAAAAUGGAUAAAUGUCAAUAUUACAUCCAUAAAUAAUGCUGUAGCUGCAGGUCCUAUAUGAUUAAACCCACAAAUAGGUUUCUUUUUCACAGGUACUGUAUACCCACAGUUGGAUUUAACGCACAAUGCUUUUGUACACAGUCAGGCCUGUAACUAGUAUUAGACACAAAAAGCCAUAUUUGAGUUCAGAUUGAGGUUGUGCUCCUUUUAGUUUGUACUCUGACUGGAACGUUUGAUAACUGGAACACACAAACAACUUGUGCCUAUUGACAAUCAUUGUGUUACUGUCUUUGUAUUGCAUGCUCCCUGUUUCUUAAUGUCCCGUCUUUUAUUUUUGCAUGUUUACUUCCUUGUUUUGAACACUUGACAUGCUGUGGAAAGUAGAAUAUGGGUCAGUUGAUGGUGCUUUAUUUCACUGUCUUGUCAUCAUGGGGUUUCACUCGGUUUAAAAUUCCUUUGUGAUAUUGUAAAAGAAAUCCACCAGAGUUGUGAUUAAGACUUUUAUUUGGAUUGUUCAAAUAAAUGGGGAGAAUACAGUUUGCCAUUGUCUCAGAA